Molecule: messenger RNA, 873 nt
Organism: Ornithodoros turicata
Lineage: Eukaryota; Metazoa; Arthropoda; Arachnida; Ixodida; Argasidae
Exons: 2
Coding region: 1-873 (290 amino acids)
Source: RefSeq, a predicted model, not a curated record
AUGGGAACGUACAAGCUCGAGCUUCUUUGGACCCACCCAAAGAGGGAAAUUACUCAUAGCCUUGUGAAUGAAAGGAUGCUCGACGCACUUUUCUGCGAAAGGUCCAUUCCAAGUCGCCUCUCGAAGUUCGGUUACGUCCUCACCCACCUUCCACCCGAGGCCGCUGCGGAGGCCCGCAAUCUCAUAAUUCGGCCUCACGCUGAGCACCCGUACGAUACCUUACGCGACGAACUCAUACGACGCACGGCUCUGUCCUCGGAAAACCGCAUUCGACAGCUUACAUCAGAAGAGCUUGGCGACAGCCGCCCCACUCAGCUCAUACGUCGGAUGCGUGGGCUCGCCGGUAACCCCACCUCCGAAGACACCCUCCUCCGCGAGCUUUUCCUGAAGCGACUGCCUCACAACAUCAGAAUGAUCCUCACCUCGACCGAGCAUGCCUCCCUCGACGAUCAAGCAAAGAUGGCAGAUCGCAUUUUGGACCUCACAGGUCACCCUGUACCGGGCGCUGUUGCGAAUCUUGGCACGACCACCGCCGCAUCUUCUGCCGAUCCCACUAUCGCCAUGGUCACGGCCUCUCUCCACCAACUCCAGAGCACUGUCGCCGUUUUGGCGGAACGCGUGGCCACCAUCCAACCUCCCCGAGGUCCCCGAUGCAACGCUUUUCGUCGGCGUACCCCAUCCCGCAGACGCCCACGGUCGCCUUCGCCCUCGGUCUGCUGGUACCAUGAGACCUUCGGUGAUUCGGCCCGCCACUGCCAGCCCCCUUAUUCCAGGUCGGAAAACGACACGCCCCACCCAGCAGUGGCUGGCACCGCUGGGGGAACUAGCAGCCGCCUCUUUUUCGUCACCGACCGCAGCACCGGUUACACCUAG